UCUUUAGUGGGAGUUGGCCGCCGGAUGAAAGUGAAGAGUGAAGAGAUAAAAGCAAGUACUUUGGGCAUGGCGCGGUCAGUCAGUGCUUACCUUUGGGAUAUCUCCACACAGUAUGAGGACUGCUCUGUUAUGUUCUGUUGUGGGAGUGCUGCUAGCCCUGGUACUGGCUGAAUCGUCACCAUCAUCAUCUUCACCACAAUCCAAGCAGCAGCAGACCACAGAACAGAAAUCGGCUGAGGACAAGUCAGACCAGCAUCACAGUGGUGAUGCAGUGGCUCAGCCGGCCACCAGUUACAGCACUGUGGUCUACCACGAUCCACCACAGCAUGAGGGCGGAGUUGGUGGGGGUGGUAGAGGGGGGAACGAGGGGAGUCACUCUGCCAGGGUGACGAAGGCGGCUGCUCUAGGGGACAUCGCCGCUGCUGGAGCUGAGUCCACUGCUAGCUUCAGACUGUACCACCCCAAACUAGAGGACUACAUGAGCAACAUGAACCCCUCGCUGGUACAGAGCCUGAUGAAGCAGCAGCCGCAGACGUUUGGCAAGCUCGAGGGCGGAAGUGAGUCAGUGUCCCAGGGUGGAUCAGUGGCCCAGGCUGGACCAGUGGCACAAGCGGCCACCAAGCUGCUCUAUCCGCCCAAGAAGUACAAGAGUGUGGUGCCGGGGUCGCAGCAGACCGCUUUCAAUGUCGGAUAUAGCAUCGGGUUUGGUGGAGGUGGAGGAGGAGGGUCGGAUGGUGGAGGAGGAGGAGGAGGAGGGGGAGGAAGCAGACAACCCCAUCCGCAGGCUCUUGUCGGACAUGAAGAGGUAGUGACAGGCAAACCGAAACAGCGAGUGCGCGUCGAAGGGAAGAACUCUGUGUGGAAACAGCUGAGCCCCAACGUUGAGAUGUCGUCCGCAUCUUCCGCACUGAGCCAGGGUCGUUACGCAUUCGACCACGACCAAGCACUCGGCCAGAGCAACGUGUUCGACGCGAGCAACGCGGUGGAGGAUCCGCUUCUGCCGCUUGCGAUGCCGCUCACCUUCCCGCUGCCGCUAGCGGCAUUCGACAAUGUGUUCAUUCCGCCGCAAUCGGCCGCUGUCAGUCGUCCGCUGCCGCAGGCGGUCGCCGUCACGCCGGGACAGUUUAGGACCGGCCUGCCGCCGGUCGCCGCCACACCGGCACAGUUUUCACAUCUCUCAUUGAACACAAGUUUCUUCACAAUAAUCAGUAAGACAGUAGUAACAGGCAAACCGAAACAGCGUGUGCGCGUCGAAGGGAAGAACUCUGUGUGGAAACAGCUGAGCCCCAACGUUGAGAUGUCGUCGGCAUCCUCCGCACUGAGCCAGGGUCGUUACGCAUUCGACCACGACCAAGCACUCGGCCAGAGCAACGUGUUCGACGCGAGCAACGCGGUAGAGGAUCCGCUUCUGCCGCUAGCGAUGCCGCUCACCUUCCCGCUGCCGCUAGCGGCAUUCGACAAUGUGUUCAUUCCGCCGCAGUCGGCCGCUGUCAGUCGUCCGCUGCCGCAGGCGGUCGCCGUCACGCCGGGACAGUUUAGGACCGGCCUGCCGCCGGUCGCCGUCACCCCGGGACAGUUUCGCACUGGUCACUCCCUGCAACUGAAGCCCACCGAUAGUCCGAGCGAUGCCAAGCCAUUAGCCAGUUUGCACAGUGUUCAUACUCUUCUGCCUCAGGAAAACAUGUUCCACCAGGCGACUGGCACUCUACAGACAGCAGACGGUCUCACACUGCCAGCCAUGCAACAUGUGUUGGUGACGGGGGCAGACGGCCAGAUGAUUCCCGCCUAUCUCAUUCCGGUGGCUGCAUUGGGGGCAGCACAACCCCUUCCCCGCCACCCCAACUCAUUCUUCCCCCACCACCGACCAUCCUCUUCCUCCUCCUCCUCACACCCUCCCAGAGGAGAUGCCUACGAUCACCACAGGCACGAACCACACCACCACAAUCAAAAUUCAAAUUCAAAUUUCCACAAUCACCACCAGAAACAUUCUGGAAAUUUGGUGGCGUCAGCUGCUAGUCCCCACCCUGAACGCCUGAAACCUUUCAGACCGUCGCAGCCACUCGGUUUGGACGGCUUCACCAUAUCUAGCAACCCUCACACACAUGCACCGCUACAUCACGCGCACACGCACCACCGCCAGCGGCCGCCCUAUGCGACCAGGAGUGUCGUCAGUGAGGGAGGAGGAGGUGGAGGGUUCAAGGCGGUCGAGUCCAGUGAUCAGCGCCAGGUUCCCACCAGCAUGUACGUGCUGAAGCCACCCUCACCAGAAAAAUCAGCCAGUUCGGAAGGGUCGUCGUUCUCCUACCAGGUGUUCGAUCAGCCGCAAGCAUCACCCGCACCGCAGCCGCAACCGCAACCGCCCAAGUACCGCACCAUAGUGCAGUUGCGGCCAGUGCAGCCGUCCGGCGUCAGUGGCGUCGUCAGUAAUCUGCUGCCCGGAUUGCGGCCGUCACGUGACCUCGCCGGCGAGCAGACCGUGCUCAAUGCCAUACUGUCGCAGGAACUUUUAAGAAAAAACGCGGCAAAUAGGAACGCACCAAUUAUCGCGCAGACGGUUUAUGGUGUCAGGAGUUAUCGGUAG
Molecule: messenger RNA, 2581 nt
Organism: Nilaparvata lugens (brown planthopper)
Lineage: Eukaryota; Metazoa; Arthropoda; Insecta; Hemiptera; Delphacidae
Exons: 7
Coding region: 113-2581 (822 amino acids)
Source: RefSeq, a predicted model, not a curated record